Diatraea saccharalis (sugarcane borer) is the source of this 490-nucleotide messenger RNA. NCBI's taxonomy places the organism in Eukaryota, Metazoa, Arthropoda, Insecta, Lepidoptera, Crambidae. The record is from the annotation of a GenBank genome assembly.
GUUAUAUAAAUAGCAUCUACUUGUACUUUUUGCAUCAUUUGUGUAUUAAUGAUACUGUAAUAAUGUCGUCUUCUGUGUUUUCUUUAUGUUUGGUAGCUGUUUUGAUUAAUCUGGUUUAUGCAGGAGCGGUGACAGAUGAACGGAAGCCUUUUGAUUGUCCGGAAAAUGAAUAUUAUGAUUUCUGUGCUCUGAGAGUCUGCUACAAAAAGUGUUCAGAUUUGAAAUACACCCCUCCUUGUCCUUCGAUAACACCUGACUGUUUCCACCCUGCAUGCUUGUGUAAAGAAGGACACCUCAGAAACAAAGAUGGCGUUUGUGUAACUACGAGACAAUGUUAUUCAGAUAUACACAAUAAUAAGAUAUAGAUAAAAAUACUUUGACAAUUUUUAUCUAGGUGUUUUUAUAUAUCAAAAAAAGAAAAUAAAAAUCUCCAACAGCGAAUGUGUGUUAACACAUCUCUUUUAAUUUGUUUAUCAUUGAAAUAAAUAAG